Pleuronectes platessa (European plaice) is the source of this 3299-nucleotide messenger RNA. Its product is annotated as cytochrome P450 1A1. Lineage: Eukaryota; Metazoa; Chordata; Actinopteri; Pleuronectiformes; Pleuronectidae. The coding region runs from base 1 to 1599 and encodes 532 amino acids. Gene Ontology annotation, molecular function: iron ion binding; oxidoreductase activity, acting on paired donors, with incorporation or reduction of molecular oxygen, reduced flavin or flavoprotein as one donor, and incorporation of one atom of oxygen; steroid 17-alpha-monooxygenase activity. Gene Ontology annotation, biological process: hormone biosynthetic process; progesterone metabolic process. The record is from RefSeq and is a predicted model, not a curated record. The transcript is spliced from 7 exons.
AUGAAACUGAUGUUUGGGAUUCUGCCCAUCAAGGAGAACCCAUGCGCUUCUAUUUCUAGUGUCACUGUCGGUCUGUGUCUUCUCACCCUCCUCCUGAUGGCCCUCAGAGGCCGAAAGAGUCACCAACACACCUCCCAGUCGGACCACACUAAAUAUCCUCCUCCUCCUGGCCCCACACCAUGGCCCCUUGUCGGUAACCUGCUACAGAUGGGGGACCAGAUUCAUCUUUCUCUAACACGUCUGAGGCUCCAAUAUGGUGAUGUUUUCAAGAUACGUCUGGGCUCUUUGACUGUUGUGGUCCUGAGCGGAUACUCCACCAUCAGACAGGCAUUGGUCCGACAAGGGGAUGCUUUUGCAGGGCGGCCUGACCUUUUUACCUUUUCUGCUGUGGCCAACGGGACCAGUAUGACCUUCAGUGAGAAGUACGGACCGGCCUGGAUGCUCCAUAAGAAGCUGUGCAAGAACGCCCUCAGGUCUUUCUCCCAGACUGAGCCCAGGGGGUCUGGUGCCACCUGCCUGCUGGAGGAGCAUGUCUGUGCUGAGGCUGCUGAGAUGGUGGAGGUGCUUCGGGAGCAGGUUGCUGCUAAAAGGGAAAUGGGCCAAGAUGUGGCGGGCAUAGAUCCAGCGAUACCCUUGGUAACCUCAGUGGCAAAUGUUGUGUGUGCCCUCUGCUUUGGGAAAAGGUAUGACUACAAUGAUAAGGAGUUUCUCACUAUUGUCCACAUCAACAACGAGGUCCUGAGGAUCUUUGCAGCAGGGAAUCUGGCCGAUUUUUUCCCUGUGUUUCGCUACUUUCCGAGUCCAUCUCUGAGGAAGAUGGUGCAGCACAUUCAGAGGAUGAAUGGAUUCAUGGAGAGGAGCAUUGAGGAGCACAUCAACAUCUUUGAUAGGAACUGUAUCCGGGAUAUUACAGACGCUCUGAUUGCACUUUGUGAGGACAGGGAGGAAAAUAAGGAAACGUCUGUGCUCUCCAACUCUCAGAUCAUUCACACGGUUAUAGACAUCUUUGGAGCAGGAUUUGACACCAUCAUUGCUGGUUUACAGUGGAGCCUGUUGUACCUCAUCAAGUUUCCUGACGUCCAGGACAGAAUCCAGCAGGAGAUAGAUGACCACAUAGGCACAGCCAGACUGCCCAGGUUUUCAGAUAAGACUGAGAUGCCUUUCACGGAGGCGUUCAUAUAUGAAGUGUUUCGUCAUGCUUCCUACAUCCCUUUCACCAUACCUCACUGCACCACAAGAAACAUCACACUGAAUGGAUAUUUCAUUCCUAAAGACACAUGUGUCUUCAUCAACCAGUAUCAAGUCAAUCAUGAUGUUGAUCAAUGGGGUGACCCGGACACGUUUCGCCCUGAACGAUUCCUGGGUCCGUCAGGACUCCUCAACAAGGAGCUGACGGAGAAGGUUCUCAUCUUUGGCAUGGGGAAGAGACGCUGUCUCGGGGAUGGAUUUGCUCGGUUGGAGAUGUUUGUGUUUCUCACCACGCUGCUCCACGGGCUGCGGAUUGAAAAGGUCCCGGGGCAGGAGCUGGAUCUCAGCACUGACUUUGGUCUGACGAUGAAACCACGUCCAUACUGUAUCACCAUCUCCUCCAGGUUUUAGAUCUUCAAAACCCCAGAUUAUGCUCUGUGUGGACGUUUUGGAAUAUCACAAAUACUAAUUAUUUUGUAUUCGCCACUGUUUUUUGUCAAACCUUCAUCACACCUCAGAAAUACAACACCCCCCUUUGUUCAUAGAUUGGAAUGUUUGUCUCGGAAAAUGUGGUCAAAACAAUCAGCACAAAUAUGAACAACACAAAAUGAAGUAUACUAUACAUAUCAAUCUGUAUGUAAGACAUUGAAAAAUAGACAUUAAUGUCAUUUAAUAUAAACUAACUUCAUGUAUUGAACUCAAUAUUAGCCAGCUGAGGGUCAUUCCAAGUGCGUCUGUGCCUAUAUUCUGAAAGGGUGGGUAAAGUCCCUCUGCCUUCCUGUCCCACCACAUUAAAAAUGAAACUAGCUGAAAACAGACCCUCAUUAAAAGUCUUUAUCUUCAGAUAUUAGUUACAGUUAAACACUGAGGGAGGGAGAGAGAGGCUGUUUCAGAUUGAUGAUCAUCGCUCCAGGCCUCAAACUGUGUUCACGCAGGGUUCAUCCUCACCCUCACUCGCCCUCUUCUUCCCAUCCUCGCCUCCUCUCUUCCAUCUCCUCCUCAUCACUUGCAUUCCCUUUCAUCUGCUCAUCCCCUUCGUGUCCUCGUCUUGGUCCCUUCUUCAACCCCCAUCCCUUCAAUGGGUCCUCCUCCUUUUUAAUGUCGCUCGGAGGGACGCAGAGCCGAGCUAACUCGUCCCACUUCCAUAGUCUCCUCCAGUGGCUGCCUGGGGAAAAGUGUAGAAAAGUGUAUAUUAAGACAUUUUUAACCUCCUCCUCCUCCUCUCCCAUCAGCACUGUGACCUCCCACACACUCAGAUUAGAUACAGUCCCAGACGUCUUUGAGCGAAAUAAAGAGGACAGUGAAGCGUGAAAUUAGGCGGGUCUAUUUUCAUAAGAUAAAUGUAAAGAAGCAUAGCAGUUUGAACAAAUGGGGUUGUUGGGCACAAUCCUUGUGGCGAACUUUAUCCUUAAAAUGAAAGUUUGAAAGUUACGUCCACAGCAACUCUGUUUUAAACUUUUGGGGAAGUCUACUGAGCGUUUUUAUACUUUUCCAACAGAUUCAUACCUGUAAACUGACAAAGGCCUUAAGACCACUCAAGCAACAGUCUGUCCCAAGGAUUCAAACUGGCAACCCUCUUAUCUCCACUAGCCUCUAUAGCCAGGAAAAGGUGUUAAAUUGACUAAAAUUGUCUAAGAUUUCAAAAGUAACAAUAAAAGGAAUAAUUGGAUGCUUGACCUUUAAAGUUCAGAGUGACCAUUUGACAACAGCUGGCAGUACUCAGAUGAAUUUGCUGUAGAACAAUAAUUUCAUGUUUAUAGACUCUGUUUAUGGGUGUUUGAAUGAGAGGGAGUAGAGAUGUAAAUUCAAGACUUUUCCUUCUUGUUUUUAACACAUUCAUUGCAAGGACCAAUUGAUUUGUUGUGUGCUAUCAUAACUGUCAGAGCUAUUCAAUUAUUUAUUACUGCAAACAUGUUGAAUGACCUCUUGACAGGAUGAACUCAGAGCAAUAAUUCUCACAUCAACUGCUUCUCCUCAUUAUAGUUGAUAAUGACAAGAGACUUUUAUUAUGUAUAUUUUAAAGGGGAAACUACUUAAAAUGAGUGAAAUUAAUGGAAAUCAUAACAAGUGAGUUAUAUGUUCACUAAAACAGUAUGCCUCUAACAAUGUAU